UUUCCACUGCAGCAACACAGCAGAGUAGAAGCCAGGCUGUGCAGAGCACAAAAUCCAGCUAAAGCAGAACACCAAAAAGAAGAGCUUCCUCAAGGGAUCCAAAGACUUCUCUUCCCAUUCUCAGAUCUGCACCUGCCACUGGUGAGAAUCUCAAUUCCUGAAGAAGCCCCUGCUGUCACGGUGACUAAGGAUUAAUAAGAAGAACAACCACACAACCUCUGCUGGUAAUCUGCUACCUCGACUCCUCUAUCACAGCUUCCAAGGGAAUUUAAUUUCCACUUAAGAAAAAAUUGGACCCCCACACCAUGGUCAUUAAAGACAGCAGGGAUACUGGGGACACUCAGGUUGGGGUGCUCCUGGAGCCUUUUGUCCACCAAGUUGGGGGGCAUGUAAGCAUGAUGAAAUAUGAUGAACAUACCAUCUGCAAGCCCCUCAUCUCUCAGGAACAGAGAUUCUACGAGUCCUUACCCUUGGCCAUGAAGCAGUUCACACCUCAGUACAAAGGCACCGUCACUGUGCAUUUCCUCAAAGACAGCCGGGGCCAUCUCAGUCUAGUUGCCAGUCCACUGACAGACAACCGUGAGCCCUAUGAUGUAUCACCCGAGUCAUCGGUGAUGCUGUGGCAGAAGCUGCAGAAAAGCAAUGGCCACAGCAAUGACCACCAUCUUGUUCAGCUGACGCAGUCUCUUAAGGAGAGCUGUCCAGGUAAAACACUCCUGAGGACCGAACUCCACAUCUCCUUUAUGGAAGAUGCAAAUGGCAACCAGGCAGAGAAGAAGAGCUGCAACCCUUGGAGACUGCACUGCCAUAAAGAACACCUGACCAGGAUGUACUCAGAGUACCAAGAAAACAAAAUGCAUCGGUUUUUGCUGCUUGAAAACGUGGUGUCAAAGUACAAGUAUCCUUGCAUUCUGGACCUGAAGAUGGGCACCAGGCAGCACGGAGAUGAUGCAUCCGAGGAGAAGAAAGCCCGCCACAUAAAGAAGUGUGAACAAAGCACCUCCUCUUCCCUCGGGGUUCGCAUCUGUGGUAUGCAGGUUUAUCAAGCUGAUUCAAACUGCUUUCUCUGCAAAGAUAAAUAUUAUGGAAGGAAACUUUCAAAUGACGGGUUCAAGAAAGCUAUCUAUCAGUUCCUGCACAAUGGCUCACACCUUCGAACAGACCUCCUGGAACCCAUUCUCUUCCAACUCAAGGCUCUCCUCUCUGUCAUUAAGAACCAGAGUUCCUAUCGCUUCUACUCCAGUUCUCUCCUUAUCAUCUAUGAUGGACAAAUGCCCCCUGAAAGAAUCCCAGGCAGUCAUCCUCAAGGAUGCUUCCAGAAGACAAGCUGCUCCUCCCCAGAGGGGCUCUCCAAAGUUGAUGUCCGUAUGAUAGACUUUGCACAUACCACUUACAAGGGAUCCCGGUACAACCACCCCAUCUAUGAUGGACCAGAUCAUGGCUAUAUUUUUGGCCUAGAAAAUCUCAUCCAGAUCCUUCAGGAUAUCUCAGAGGUUGAAUGACACUUGAUGAGACAACAAGGAUUUUGCUGGGGUACAGUUCUCACAAGGGACCUACUGUUAGCAAGGGUAGACUAUGCACCCCCACAGCUUUUUAGCUAUCAUUUCUGCUUAUAAGAGCUGUUUGGAAGAAGAGCCCAAGAAGCUUCCUAUAUAAGGCAGGAGACUUUUAUGGGAGAUACUGCUAAAGAAGCCAGCUGCAUGGAAAACCCAUGUUUAAUUAAUUCCACAUACUCUUGAAUCACAACAUAAGGCUAUUAGCACCAAAGUAGAAUUCAAUUGAGCAGCUAGGUGGUGCAGUGGAUAGAGUGCCAGGCCUGGAGUCAGGAAGACUCCUUACUGAGUUCAAAUUUGGCCUCAGACACAUACUGGCUCUGUGACCCUAGGCAAGUCACUUAACCCCGUUUGCCUCAGUUUUCUCAUCUGUAAAAUGAGCUGGAGAAGAAAAUGGUAAACCAUACCAUUAUCUUUACCAAGAAAACCCCAAAUGGGCUCACAAAGAGUUGGACACGACUAAAAACUACUAAACAAAAAGAAUUCAGUUUGAUGGCUUCAUUUUGGAUGCCAUUCAAAAAUAUUUAGUUAUUGAAGUAACAAAAUAACCACAUUCAUGGGUAAUUUUACCUAUCAAUUGGUCCCACAGCAUGGGCCUCAAAGACAAUGUUAUAUAAAGUACUGGUAUAUUUGCAUCUAAGAAUCUCUUCCAUUUGUCUUACUAUAAAUCUUACAGAAACUGUGAGGCAACUAAAAACACUACUUGAAAAAGUCUUAAAGACAUAAUAUGGAUAACUUCAAUGUCUUUCUGCUUACAUGGGCUACUCACUCUGCAAAAUGCAUGAAGUUCAUUAAGGGGUUUUAUCCUUUUCAAAAGACAUUUUUUGAAGGGACAGAAUCCAAUAGGAUGAAUUUACAGGUCUUAGCUUUUUUUUUCUUUUUCACUCAGGCUCAAAAUGGUGGGCCAACAAUAAGACUAUCAAGAGUAAUGGCAAAACCAACGGACUAAGUUCUCCAUUUCCAUGAAUCAACAGCUAUGUGCCUCACUGGGGCUAACUGUAUAGAAUCAUGAAUAAUCAUUAGAAUGAUUCUGUUACGCAUUGACCAUGUUGAGACUCAUACUAUGACAUGGAGUUUCAGACACAGUAAGAAUUAGUCCAGGAUGAGCCACUUAUGUUCAACUAUAAUUUAUAUAUAUAUAAAGUUUUUAUUUAUUUUGGGAGGGAGUCUGGGAAUAAGGGGCAAGGAGGAACAGGAGACCUAAAGGGGCACUAGGAAGCAAUGUAAAAUGUUUACAAGAUGAGUGGAUAAAUGUAAAUACGGAGCAACCUGCAAAAAAUUCUAAUUAAUUCCUUUCUGUGCAGGGUGAAAACCUAUUACAACACCCUAUUACAGAGAUAUAUAGAACUCAAUUAAGAAAAUAAAUUUGUUAAUAAAAUUGU
This is a messenger RNA of Dromiciops gliroides (monito del monte), 2935 nucleotides long. RefSeq names its product inositol hexakisphosphate kinase 3 (gene IP6K3). The record is from RefSeq and is a predicted model, not a curated record. Gene Ontology annotation, cellular component: cytoplasm; nucleus. The transcript has 6 exons. NCBI's taxonomy places the organism in Eukaryota, Metazoa, Chordata, Mammalia, Microbiotheria, Microbiotheriidae. Gene Ontology annotation, biological process: phosphatidylinositol phosphate biosynthetic process; inositol phosphate biosynthetic process. The coding region runs from base 306 to 1502 and encodes 398 amino acids. Gene Ontology annotation, molecular function: inositol hexakisphosphate kinase activity.